CUCGAUAUCUUCAACGCUCUCGACCUCCCUCUUAACCUCUUAAUAAACAAUGCUGGUGUUAUGUUCUGCCCCCACCGGCUUUUGGAAGACGGAAUUGAGAUGCAAUUUGCAACCAAUCAUCUUGCUCAUUUUCUCUUUACAAACCUUAUCCUCGAAAAAAUGAAGCAUACUGCCAGAACUACUGGUAUGGAAGGCAGAAUUGUGAAUUUGUCAUCGAUUGCUCUUAUACACUCUUACAACGGCUUAAUUCGAAAAAUCAAUGAUUGGAGCGGUUACUCAGACAAAAGGGCAUAUGGGCAAUCCAAAUUAGCAAACAUACUUCAUGCCAAUGAGCUCUCUCGUCGAGUGCUGGGAGAAGGUGUGAACAUAACUGUCAACUCAGUCCAGGAAUCUUAA
This is a messenger RNA of Pyrus x bretschneideri (Chinese white pear), 396 nucleotides long. Its product is annotated as short-chain dehydrogenase TIC 32 A, chloroplastic-like. The record is from RefSeq and is a predicted model, not a curated record. The annotation marks the transcript as partial. The transcript has 5 exons. NCBI's taxonomy places the organism in Eukaryota, Viridiplantae, Streptophyta, Magnoliopsida, Rosales, Rosaceae.